Fusarium sp. VM40 is the source of this 2067-nucleotide messenger RNA. Lineage: Eukaryota; Fungi; Ascomycota; Sordariomycetes; Hypocreales; Nectriaceae. The record is from the annotation of a GenBank genome assembly.
AUGGCGCCAAUUGAAGCGCUUCCCGUGGAAGCAAUCUGUCGCAUAGCCGACAUAUGCAUAGACGAAUCUGCCAGCAAGAACAAGGACUUUAUGCAAACUCCAGAAGCCUUAGUCCAGACCAGCCACCAUUUUUACGAUAUUGUAAACCCGCGCAUCCGCACAAUGGCUGUCUGUCGAGCAGCUGAAGAGGGACGGUUGGGUAUCAUCAAGAAGGCGCAUGGAUAUGGCGCGGAUCUGAGCUUAGCUGGGAGGAUAAAACAUGGCCAAAGAGCGUCGCCUCUUCAUUACGCCAUUCAAAAUGGGCAUCGCGAUAUUGUCGAAUACUUAGUCGAGGUUGGCGUCGACCCUCAUGUGCCAUCCGCAGGACUUUGUACAUGCUAUAUGGAUGAGGCCAUCGUGAAACCCUAUGCCCUUCAUACGGCCCUUUCACACAGCAUGGUCAAAGAAGCCGCCAAGUUACUUAUUCAGAAGCUGGGGGCUUAUUGGUCUUUCCGCGGUAUGCCUGCGUUGGAUGAGGUCUACCCUGACGAGCAUGACAAGGAACUGGCCGAUCUUCUCAUCAACUUGCCUGGACCACAACCUGCUAUCGAUGCGUUACGCUAUGCCCUCCAAUGGAAACACUCUGGCCUUGCGAACCGUGUCCUUGAGAGACCCGAUUUCGAUGCCUCCUUUCCCGACUAUUGUGGACGAACACCAAUAGCAUGCGCUGUUUUCUAUAACCAGCCCGAGAUAGUCAAGUUGCUGCUACAGCGUCCAGAAGUUGACGCGGGUACACCGCAAAAGAAUGGACUUACUCCAUUGCAUUUAGCUGUCGAAGAGAGGAGUUUGCCAUUUGUCGAAACACUCAUACAACACCCCGAGGUUGAUGCAGGCAAAGCGGACAAGCAUAAUUACACUGCUCUGCAUUGUGCUGCCGAGAAAGGAGAACUUGCCAUCGUGAAGCUUCUCUUGGAACAGCCUGGAGUUAUCGCAGCAUCGCCAGAUAAUACGGGAAUGACUCCUCUCCACUGGGCCGUCAGAAGUCGUAACCAUACAAGCCACCCAUGGCUACCAAUGCGGAAAAGAAUAUUUAGAUGUAAUGGCCCGCCAGGUUUCAGGGCCCAAAGUCUUGAUAUUAUCAAGAUUCUACUGGCCCGACCUGAGAUAAACGCAGGAAUACCCACAAAGAAGGGACUCACUCCACUACACCACGCUUGUUUACUAGGUGACCCCGAGGUUGCGAGACUCCUACUAGGAAGACGUGAUAUCGAUGCCAAUGCCCGAGCUUCACAUGGACAGACACCUCUCCACAUAGCAGCGUCAAGUCGCCUCAGAAGUGGCAUGAAGUUAAUGGGGCUACUUCUUGAGCAGCGAGGCGUUGAUAUAACUGACAUUGACAACGACGGCCGGACGAUCUUACACUACCUCUGCGGAAGUCAUGAACAGUUUUACCCACCCGAUCUCGUUAUCGAGACUGCUCUUCGAGAGGGUGUACCAAUCGACAAGACAUCCGCCAACGGUCUGACGGCCUUCCACCAAGCACUCUGUAGCGGCAAUUUUGUGACCGCUCUGUUUCUACUUUCACUCGGUGCAGAUCCCAUGGUUUCCACACGCCUCAAGUAUAACAACAGCUUGCUGCAUAUCAUUUUGAGAACUCCAGGUUUUAGCCAAGAACAGCACGAGUUGAUGGACGAGUUGAUCAGGAAGGGCAUCGAAAUUGACACCUACACCGACUCACCUCUUGCCAAUUUAUGGAAAGAUGAUGAGUACAGAAUUGAAGACGUCGACGGUAUACUUUCCGUAGAUCCAGUCACUGGAAGUGAUUGCACUCCACUGCUAUUGGCAGCACUUGGCGAAUACAGACUCAAGGGCCUCAAGUCCCUCCUUCACGCAGGAGCAGACCCGAAUGCGCCUGUAAUCGUCAGAAACAUAGAAUUGGAGAGCAGCACCGAGAGCAACCGCCAGGCGUUUCUGUCAGGGGUGUUCCGGGAAACAUGGGAUGUAGAGCCAAGUGAUGACGACAUGAUACAAAACGAAAAGCCCUUCAAGGUACUGUUGCAACAUGGGUCGCGAUUGGAUUUCGAAUGA